UAAUAUGGUGGUCUGUCAUGAGCCUUUUUUGGUAAAUUCAGAGAAUCUGAGAAGUGGGAGAGAAUUUUCUGAUGUUAAGCAGCAUAAGCUUCCUUCCUGGUAUAAUACAUCUGUCGAUGCAGAGCUGAAACAUGGGGCCAUCAGCUCGUUUGCUCAUAGCAGAUGGCAAGCACAGAUGGCUUUCUCCAAAACUGUUUAUUCAUUUCAAGUAAAGGAGGACACUAUGCCAGGAACUGUUGUGGGAAAGCUGGAAGCGAAGAUGGAGUUUCCCACACCUAUCACAUACUCGGUUCAGGAGGACGAUGGGGAGAACAUGUUCCUUCUAAACCCCAUCUCUGGGGAAUUCCUUUUAUCCCGUAACCUGGACUUUGAAACACAAAGGUUUUACAUUCUCACAGUGGAGGGGCAGCAGGGGGACUUACAAGCAUCCAGUGCCAGAGUCUACUUUAAUGUGCUCGAUGUCAAUGACAACCCUCCUGUUUUCAGUCGGAGCAACUACUUUGCAUCACUACUGGAGGACACACGUGUCAGAACUUCCUUCCUGUCUCUGAAUGUGUCAGACAAAGAUGAUGGUGAAAAUGGACAAGUGGAACUGAUGGUUGCCAGCGGUGAUGAGCUGGGCAUGUUCUUCAUACACUCAGCUGGUAGUUUAUGCCUGAACAAAGAGCUGGACAGUGAGAGUCAAGCUUCCUUUAAUCUGACUGUCACAGUCAAUGAUUGUGCCCUGCCAGUGACUUCACAGCUCACCAGCACAGCACAUAUAGUUGUGAUAGUGGAGGAUAUCAACGACAAUGCUCCAUUAUUUCUGUCUGCCAAACAUGUUAGUAUACCGGAGGACUCUGCAUUGCAUUCCGUUAUUAUGACUGUACAUGCUGAAGAUAAAGACGCAGGAUCCAAUGCAGAGAUUUUGUAUUUUUUAAGCAACACUUCUAGAGGGACAUUCAGUAUUGAUGACAGAAGUGGAGAGACUUUCCUGGAGGAGAUACUUGACAGAGAAAAGGUGGACACUUUGAAUAUUACCGUGAUAGCUACUGAUAUGGGUUCACCUCAAAUGACCAGCACAAUGACUUUCAUGGUCCAUGUCGAGGAUGUAAAUGACAAUGAACCUGUGUUUUCACAAAGCAACUACAGUCUGCUCAUCAAAGAAGAUGUUCGAAGAGGGACAAUUCUCAUUCACGUUAAGGCAUGGGAUCAAGAUAUUGGAUCAAAUGGACUAGUGCGAUACAUGUUGACGCCGGUUGGUCCUUUUGUGGUUGACAGAGUUCGAGGUGUGCUGUACAUCAUGGAUAAACUUGACAGAGAAAAAAUGUCAAAUUACACCUUAAUUUUAACUGCUGUCGAUCAAGGGGAUGUACCUAGAUCUGCUACCACUGUUAUUAGCAUCACAGUGCUGGAUGUUAAUGACGUGACGCCGCUGCUUUCUCCAGAAACCCUGAUCAUUCAUGUGAAGGAGAAUGAAAUCAAUCCAUCUGAGCUUACAUACCAGGUUUCAGCCUUGGAUCAAGACCUUGGGAUCAACAGUCAGCUUCAUUAUUUUAUACACAAAGAUAAGAGUGAUGGUCUGUUCUCUGUCACUCCUGAUGGUGUGUUUAAGAUUUUACACAGCUUGGACAGGGAAAAAGAAUCAUUUUAUGUUGUCAUCAUCACAGCAGCUGAUUCAGGUUUGCCCCCCCUAACCGGCACAAUGACAAUCCAUGUCCUUGUGGAUGAUGUCAAUGAUAACCCUCCUGAGUUUUCAGAGGACCUCUACAACACUAUAGUAUCUGAGGACAGUCCAAUAGGCACAGUGUUUGCAAUGAUAUCAGCAUUUGAUGCUGACGAGGGCGUGAGCAGUGAAGUCAGGUAUUCAAUGGAAAACACGGAUGCACCUUUUGCUAUUGAGGAAGAAUCUGGAGAACUGUUUUCAACUGAUUUUCUAGACAGGGAGACUGUAGCCUUCUACACACUGACAGUGAUUGGAACCGACAUGCAUCCCACACAACCUCUUUCAAGCUCUGCACUUGUUACUGUACUGGUUGGUGAUAUUAAUGACAACUGGCCUCAGUUUCUGGAUAGUUUACCUUAA
Messenger RNA from Cyprinodon tularosa, 2065 nucleotides. Its product is annotated as protocadherin Fat 4-like. The coding region runs from base 5 to 2065 and encodes 686 amino acids. Gene Ontology annotation, cellular component: plasma membrane. The record is from RefSeq and is a predicted model, not a curated record. The transcript is spliced from 6 exons. NCBI's taxonomy places the organism in Eukaryota, Metazoa, Chordata, Actinopteri, Cyprinodontiformes, Cyprinodontidae. Gene Ontology annotation, molecular function: calcium ion binding. Gene Ontology annotation, biological process: homophilic cell-cell adhesion.